AUGAAUCCGUUAACGACGACGAAUUGCGGAAGGGCUGCUUUAGUGAGACGGAACAACAAGAACAACAACUCAAUUUCCUCCUCCUCUGUGACGAAUACGAAAAAGAAGAAUCAUCGAAGCUUUUUUUACCGCGCAUCAUCGAGUGAUGUCAUUCAAAAUCGAGUCAUCGCGCCCCCGAGGAAGAGAAUUCAGAAAGACUCCGACAGUCAAGUGUUUUGCCCCUCGAAAGUCUCGCGAAUUCAAAAGAAGAAAAAAAGACGAAGGAAAGACGGACCUGGCGGACCAGAGGAUUCACCAUCGAUGAUGCACAUUGGGGAUUACGGGAUGCCAGAAGACGAGGACGAGGCGUUUGACGACGAUACCGGGGAUGGCGACGACGGGAACGACGAUAUUUCAAACAACGGAGGAGGUGGCGACGACGGGAACGACGACGACGAAGAAGAAGAGGACGACGACGAUGAGUUCGACGAGAAAUGGGAGAGCAUUAUCAAACGGUUGGAAGAUAACUAUCAAAACUUGGAGGCUGUAAAAACUGUGAGUGAUCCGUAUGCCGGGUUGAACGGCGUUUCGGGAGAGUUGAGCGUUCUUUGGUCGGCGGGGUGCGUCGUCACGUACGCGAGCGCCAUCGCGCACUCCCUCGAUACCAUGAUUUCGCCGUUUUUGAAAGGUGAGGGAGACGGCUUUGUGGAUAUCGCUUAA
Messenger RNA from Bathycoccus prasinos, 699 nucleotides. RefSeq lists its product with no specific name. The coding region runs from base 1 to 699 and encodes 232 amino acids. Lineage: Eukaryota; Viridiplantae; Chlorophyta; Mamiellophyceae; Mamiellales; Bathycoccaceae. The record is from RefSeq and is a predicted model, not a curated record. The transcript has a single exon.